Molecule: messenger RNA, 216 nt
Organism: Prorocentrum cordatum
Lineage: Eukaryota; Dinophyceae; Prorocentrales; Prorocentraceae
Source: the annotation of a GenBank genome assembly
GGCCAUGGCGACAGCGAGAGCUCGAGGGCCGCCGCGCCCCGCAGCGAUGCCGGCUGGCUGGAGCGGAUCGAGGCCAGGAAGCGCGACGCGCAGCAGAGCGAGGAGGUGGAGGACGAGCACAAGCAGCUGGUGGCCGAGCGCUGCGACCGGCGGAACGACGCGCUGCGGCGAGUCAUCGACCGGCAGGCGCAGCGCAGGCACGAUGUGGACCAACUG